Molecule: messenger RNA, 2557 nt
Organism: Vitrella brassicaformis
Lineage: Eukaryota; Vitrellaceae
Source: the annotation of a GenBank genome assembly
GCAUAGCAUGUGCGAUGAGUGGAAGGACGGGCAAGACGCUGCAAGCAACAGUCUGACGGUCACCUAAGCUCUAAAACCUGCGUUCAUUGCCUGCCUGCAUUUGACGCCCCUCUCUCUCCCCGUCUCUCUCUCUGAUCCAUCCCACGCAUCCCGUGAUGUAAAUGUCCUCACAUAUGUUUGUAUGCGACAAACCUCUAGAUAGACACUCCCACUAACGCUUCUCGUGUCGCUCCUGAACUCACAUGUGCUCGCACGCCCGAUCGCACGGUGUCCAGUCGCCCCGGUCGGUCAGGGCAACUUGAGACCAUGCUCACAGGCUACACACGUGAGCUCCAUCGCGACACUCACUGAAGGCGCUCCACAAACCAAAAGCGGCUGGCCGUCCCUCCCCCCCUGUGUUUCUCGGCGGAUACAUUCAGACAGGCGACUGUCUGGCGGCCUCUGUAUAUAAUGCCCCCCUGUCUGUCUGUCUAUCUGUGGUAUCCGCCCUCCUCUGAGGGCCCCCGUGAAGACCGCCACCUGUCAUAGCCGCGCCGCAGGUCGGGCGGCUCGAACGUCUCAUCAUAUCGACGCCGCUCACGCUUCCGGCCUGACGAGUGAGGAAAAGACGGAAACACACAUGAGUCUUGCAGGCAGAGACGAGAAGUGUUGUCUGUCGUGUGUGUGCGAUAGAUGCCUGCCUACCGACUGAUCGUGAUCGGCUGCGGGCCCGGCGACGGCCACCGCCAUCGCUGAAACACCCACACAGCACACACCCACACACGAUUGCCGUCCUCUGUCUUUUCCUUCCCACGCUCUGUUCCUUCCUUUGCCUCCUUACCCCCAGUGGCCUGGCCCUGGCAUGGGUAGGGGCGGGCCCCAGUUGCCCGCCCUCCUCCUCUCGUCAUCAUGGUGGCUGAUGGGCGACGCAGGCAGCUCCUGCCGGCUGUCCGGUGGCGGAGCCGUCAUAGAGUACGGCAGCGGAUGGGUGGAAGGGAGGGGCGGGGGCCGCCUGUCUCGGUCGUAUGGUGGCGAUGGGGGUCGGCGGCCGCGUGGCGGCGACCGUGGCGGUGAUCGGGGUGGGGUGUGUGGACGCUCUGCCGCGCCAGUGCCGAGGCAGUACUCGGGGUUGCGGCCAGUUAUGUACGUCUCAGACCUGAGUGAGUGAGAUGGGGUCAAAUCAACACACUCGUGCCAUUUCUGGGGUGUGUGUGGUUGUGUGGUGUCACACCCACCUGUUGGGGAUGCCUGAAAGAGCACCCGGCUCGACCCCGAGCCUCCUUAUGAACUUGCCAUUGCCGCUCUGCAUCUCACGCUCCCACUCAGUCACGGGCCUGACCAAUCCAGGCAGGCAGGCAGGCAGCAUCACACACACACACAUCCAUCCAUCCAUCCAGAUCCAUCCUUUGGUACACUUAUAACAUUAGGUGACCGUCUUACUUUCCGUUGAUGAGGAGGAUGUACUUGGCAGCCCAGUGGUGCUUUUCUGGGUUUGAGGGAGCCACGGCGUCAGCUAAUAUCCUGAGCGAGCAAGGAAACACGGAAACACACGACAUCGAGACAAAGCCGCGAGACUGCGAUUUGAGUGGGGUGGUGUCAUCGCCUCUCUCUCCCUCGUGCCCACCCGUCAGCUUGCCUGUCGCCCUCCCGGAGGUCAAACUUGCGGGACUGCGUCGGCGACACAUAGAUCAUCCCUGGCCUGACAACACAACCCAACCAAACCAUCCUCCUGUCGAAUGUGCCGUGUGUGUGUGGGUGUGGUGUCUUACAUGAGGAACCCCUGUCGGUUGCCCUUGUGUAUCUCGAGCCGCCCGCUCGCCGCCGCCACGCCCGCCUCCUCGCGAUCCUUGAAGAUGAUCUGCUCCAACAAACUGUCCCGAGCCAUGAGAGAUGCGUUCGCAAUGCCUAUGUCCCGCGCCAUCUCGACCAGCUUCACCGUCCCCUUGUCCACCAGCUCAGCCACGUUCAGCAGCGGCCGCGACGGGUGCCAUCGGCUGUUGGCGUCCUCCUGGUUGUGGCCCGUCGCGGCGUCCGACCCAUCCUGCCCGUGCUCCUCGAUCUGGCCCUCCUCCUCAGCCGCUCGCCGGCCGCCUGUGUCUGCGUCGGGGCCAUCUCCUUCCUCUUCCUGCUUGAUGACCUCAGAAUGGUCGACCGCCUCCCAUUCCGCAGGGGGCGGUGGCUGGUCGUCGUGAUCGUGGUCGUGGUCGUGGUCAUGGUCGUGGUCGUGAGGCUCCUGCUUGACGUAGGCGUCCGAGUGGUGGUUAUCUUCCGUGUACUCGGGCUGUUGGUGCUGAUCGUAUUCCUCCGGGUGGGCAAAGUCGCCGUUGAUAGCAGCUUCCUCGUGAUCUGCAUCUGCAUCUGCAUGGCCGUGCUCGUCUGGAGCCGGCAUCUGGUCAGCUGAGUCGGGCGGAUGGUCUUCGUUUGUCGGCUCCUCCCCAUUGUCACCCAUCAUGGCUGCAUCGCCGCUGCCCUGAGCGGCGGCCUCCUGCUCGUCGGCAAGGUCCAUGAUCUGGACAGAGAUACAAACACAGCAGCACCUGGCGAUGUCAGCACCAACUGAUCUUCGUACCUCUUCAAG